UUGAGGCGGUGGCGGCGCGCUAAACGUUCCCCUACGCCGGACCAUGCGCCCGCGCAUGCGCCCAGUGACACCGCGCAGCGCCGACAGUACGCGCGCACCAUGAAUAUGAAGCUCAAGGAACGGCUCGCGCUCGCUCUCAGCGCAUUUCUCGUACUGUUCACACUGAUGCUGAUUGUUGACAUACAAAUGGACUACGGCAUCUCCGGACAUAGGGUGCCAUUGCAUGGACGUGUAAAGAUAGGCGAUGACACGGAUAAGGGAAGAUCGGCGUAUAUAGAGUUUAGAAAAAGAUUUCUACAGAAAAGCAAUGGCAGCAAUGGUUCUCGAGAGUAUGAGCAGUCAGCUCCUAGUGAGACGAGCGGCGGCGACGCUGAACCCAGAACGCCAGCAACCCCUGCUGAUAGGUUCGAAGACCUACAGAGGAUACUGGUCUUCCAACUACAAGGGAAGGCUGAUGACAACCCUGUGGUGGUACCACCCCAUCGAGAUCUGAAUGUCUUAAGACCCGAGAAUCCUACCAUCGGUGAAAUGGAGGACUUGGAACCAAGGCUUCUUAGUAUUCAGUGUCGCACCGUCGCCUGGAGUGCCGCCGCAACCAACUCACGUCCACCCAUGUACCACGCAGCCAAAACCAACACGCUCAGGAAAAUCUUCCAUGUAAAUCUCGACAUUAACGACCAGAGUGUUAUUUUCGAAUCUCUCAUACGUGUUGUUUGUUACAGUGUAAAUGCUUCAAAUUUGGAGAAAUUUCAAUUGAAAAUAGCGCAACACGAGCUCUAUGAAGACGGAGAGCCUCUGGUCGGCGCCAUUCUUCGCGACAUGACCUUUGAACCCAUCCUACAUGUUGAACAAAAGGAAGGAGGAACACAGCUGAAACUCAUCAUCGACUAUCCAAACGGCGUGCAGGCUUUAUUCAAACCGAUGAGGUUCGCCAGGGAUGUACAAACUCUGCCUAAUCACUUCUACUUCUCAGACUAUGAGAGGCAUAACGCUGAAAUUGCUGCUUUUCAUCUUGACAGGAUACUCGGUUUCCGUCGAGCGAUGCCGGUGGUGGGUCGAGUUGUGAAUAUGACCACUGAGAUCUAUGACGUCACUGAAGGAGACAUCUUGAAGACGUUCUUCGUAUCACCAGCCAACAACUUCUGUUUCCAUGGAAAGUGUUCGUAUUAUUGCGACACUGGCCACGCUAUAUGCGGCAAUCCGGACAUGUUGGAAGGCAGCUUUGCGGCUUUCCUACCAACGUCUGAUCUAGCGGAGCGUAAGGUGUGGAGACAUCCCUGGCGUAGAUCUUAUCACAAACGAAGGAAAGCUCAGUGGGAACUGCAGUCAGACUACUGUGAUACGGUCCGCAGUACUCCGCCGUACGACUCCGGCCGUCGUUUAUUAGAUCUCAUAGACAUGUCGAUAUUCGAUUUCCUCACUGGGAACAUGGACAGACAUCACUAUGAGACGUUCAAAAUGUUCGGCAACGAGACAUUUACGUUGCAUCUCGAUCAGGGACGAGCUUUUGGAAAGGCUUUCCAUGAUGAGCUCAGUAUACUCGCGCCGCUACUACAGUGUUGCACCGUUAGACAUACUACGCUAGCAGUUCUGCUUAAAUUCCAUAACGGCGUGCCACUAUCAAAGGUACUCCGUGAUUCUAUGAAAGCUGAUCCCGUGAACCCUGUUCUUUGGGAGCCUCACCUGGCCGCGUUAGACAGACGUAUUGUUACAAUACUUGACGCGAUUAGGAAAUGUAUAGAUAAAUUAGAAAAUCCUUUACCGAAUGAAAUAAACGCUGUCGUGUGA
Danaus chrysippus (African queen) is the source of this 1788-nucleotide messenger RNA. The record is from the annotation of a GenBank genome assembly. Lineage: Eukaryota; Metazoa; Arthropoda; Insecta; Lepidoptera; Nymphalidae.